GCUGAUCUGAAGUGCCGGCUUAGUCAGUUAACCCUGAAAUAUCAGUGUGAUUGGAUAUUCUCUCACCGAAAGUAAAAAUGCGUUCCGCGAUUUUGUUCGGCCUUAUUGCUUGCCUGGCUUUUAGCCUCGUUUUGGCCCUGGAGGAGUCCGUCCAUCAAUCCAACGAUCUGUCGUCGGUGGAAAAGGAUAUUGGCCAGGCUGCGGAGUCCGAGGUGCGUGCCAAGCGGCAGUUCGGCUUUGGUGGUCCCUUUGGCGGAUUUGGAGGACCUUUCGGCGGAUUCGGCGGCUACGGAGGACGUGGAGGCUUUGGUUAUGGACGUCCCUUCUAUGGCGGCUAUGGUCGACCCUUUUAUGGCGGCUUUGGAGGAAGGCCCUUCUACGGAGGCGGCUUCGGAGGUCCUUUCUAUGGCUAAAUCUCCUACUGAUUGCGUUCUACCAAUAAACUAAGACUGGAAACUGAGA
This is a messenger RNA of Drosophila erecta, 462 nucleotides long. RefSeq names its product nucleolar protein 3. The coding region runs from base 78 to 413 and encodes 111 amino acids. The transcript has a single exon. Lineage: Eukaryota; Metazoa; Arthropoda; Insecta; Diptera; Drosophilidae. The record is from RefSeq and is a predicted model, not a curated record.